UAAAACUCUCGUGCGUUAUUGUACCAGACUUCGUCGAGACCCUGACAAGAUGUUGCCCAUUUUGGCGGAGAACUUUGCCUCUUCAGUUUACUUUAUGUCGAUAACCACUAUGGUCCUCAAUGACCCGAAUCUCAGCAAGAAUCAGAUGAACCAGGACUUUUGCUUUGAAGACAUGACAAGGACCAGCUAUCCGCUGCUGCCACUUAUUACACUGAGACAUCCAAUAAAACUUCUCGAUCAAAGCCAGAGCUGUCAGGUCUGCUGUCAGUCUGACAAUUCCGCGACGCUUAACUUCCGCUAUUACGACCCCUUAAUGGAGAACAAGAUUACCCUACACCUGAGUUUUAAUGGCCAAUCCCUGCCUUUCCAUGCCUGGAAGACUCGCCACAUCUUUGGAAGCAUGUUCCAUAUCCACUUCUCUUACCCGGAAUAUAUCCCCAGUGUUUACGAACUUCGCAUUGAGAAUCGGUACGGGAUGACGAGGGUUGAGUUUGAAGUCCUGAAUCAGCCCAAAUCUAUAGCUACAACUAAGGCCCCGUGUACAUCGCUGGCCUGUAAGCUGGGGAGAUCGGUCAGGAACGACGUCAUUGGUGUCCCAAGAAAUCUGACCACGAGCGUGUAGUCUGCUG
This is a messenger RNA of Magallana angulata, 629 nucleotides long. RefSeq lists its product as uncharacterized. The coding region runs from base 50 to 622 and encodes 190 amino acids. NCBI's taxonomy places the organism in Eukaryota, Metazoa, Mollusca, Bivalvia, Ostreida, Ostreidae. The record is from RefSeq and is a predicted model, not a curated record. The transcript is spliced from 4 exons.